Cetraspora pellucida is the source of this 145-nucleotide messenger RNA. Lineage: Eukaryota; Fungi; Glomeromycota; Glomeromycetes; Diversisporales; Gigasporaceae. The record is from the annotation of a GenBank genome assembly.
UUUAAAGAUACAAUCAACAAUAAUAAAAUUGAACAAUCAGCAAUGAUCUCAAUUUCUCAAUUUGAUAUUAGCAAUCACAAAGUUGAUGUACAAUCUAAUUAUAAUGCUCAAACCAAACUAAAUACUAUUUCAUUGCUAUGUAUUG